AUGUCGCCUUCUCACUCGAAUGACGAAGCGGAAAGCACCGCUGGGUCUACUACACACAAUCAGAGGCUGAAACGCUCCAAGCGGGGGAAGUAUGUGUCUAAGGCUUGUCUGGAGUGCAGGAGGCGAAAACUCAAGUGCUCCGGAGAAGAGCCCUGUCAGCGUUGCAUUCGCUAUGGCAAAGAAUGCUGCUUUUCAGAAGAUCACGCCGCCGCCGAGAUACUGCGAAGCAUGAAUCGUAUCGGUCGUCCGAGGAUGUAUGGUUACCCUCCCACUUCGGGCACACCUUCCCAAGCUGGUCCGUCGGCUUCCGCUGGUCCGAGUGGGUCAUCAGGAAUGACGGGGGCGGCAACUGUCGCGUUGGGCUCGCAGACGAUGGGUAUAAUGCAAGGGGGAAAUGGUUUGACCCUGGAGGAGAGAAUGGAACGGCUCGAAGCUAAAGUGGAAGCCCUCGCUGCCAGUAGACUGGCAGAGCAGAAUGGGCCAGAUGCGAGCGGAUUCCAGGGUGACACGGCGUUUGAAGCCGCUGGAAACGCGCUCAAAGCGAACUUGACUUCCGUGAAGCGUCAACUAGGUAUCUCCCUCAGUCCGAGCACCGCACCCAUUUCGUCCAUCACUUCCAGCGGCGUUGAUCCCUCACCCACCGGCUCGACCUCAGCAGCCGAUUAUACAUACAUUAAGCGCGUCGAGUCGCAGUCAAUGCCGUUCCCCAACGCGGGUGAAUAUGCGCGAUACAUCGACUUCUUCUUCGAGGACAUCAACCCGUUCCAUUCGUGUGUGUCGGAACCCGAAUUCCGCGCACGAAGCGAACGGUUCCUGACUCGUCACGAUGUCGACCCCGCGGAUAUGCCCUUUUUCGCUCUCAACUAUAUCAUCUUCUCGUGCGUGGAUAUAUUGCAGGAUGUGAGCUGUGAAAAUCAGAGCAAAGGGCAACUACCUGGAUGGCAGUGGUUUCUUACAGCAGAUGACCUCGUGGGAAAGAGGCAGGUCACCGGGCGAGGCGACUUGGCUUUACUCCAAUUCACUGUCUACGAAGCAUUCUACCUCAUGCAUGCGGACAAAUGGAAUGCAGCAUACAAUAUCUCCGGCCUUGCCUGCCGGCUCUGCUUCCAAAAUGGGUUACACCAACAAUCGCGCUAUGGUCCCGAUUGCACGCCCUUCUAUGUCCAUUUACGCCAGCGCAUUCUCUGGACAGCUUAUUACCUUGACCGCCGGAUCUCCCUCAGCUGUGGGCGGCCGUAUGCGAUGCGUGAUCUGGAUCUCGAUGUAAAUCUGCCGGACUGGCUUGACGACAAACUUAUCAUACCUGGGCGGCCUGUCCCUCCCCCUGCCCCAGAGAAAUCGGCCAACGUUUACUUAUCUGCUAUGGUCGCCUAUGCGAGGCUGACGGGUGAUGUGUGGGAUGAACUGUUUUCCGCCAGAGGGGCCAAAGAAAGCACUCCUGAGACUAUCCUCGUGCUCGAUAACAGGAUCAAGCAAUGGUACGAGAACAUGCUCCCAACUUUUCCGCUCAUCCCCAGGAUGGGUGAACCUACUAGACGGCAUCUGAGACAAGAGCUGCUGAUCACCACUCGCUUCAACUACCUUCGACUUCUUCUGCGACGCCGUACGUUAAUCGCAAUGAACUACGACCGCGCAACUGGGCAAAUCUGUGGUGAUCUAAAUGUCGAUACGGUCAAUCGCCUUCAAGCCUUCGUCGACGAGCUUUCUUCCCCCAGUUCUUUCCGAUACCACAUGGCUACCACCCUCGGCGGGGCGAUCCUCUUCCUGGCUACCCUUCUUGCGCGUUACCUCUCGCAGAUCGGGUUACAGGACAUGCAGCCCAUCUACGCGGAGUCUUUCAAGACUGCUGUGCAGAUGCUGCGAGACCUUGCGGAACACCUCGAAUCUGCCCGUCGUAUUUUGCAUAAUCUGCAGGACAUCAUCCAUGUGAUCGAGACGCUGCUUAGCAAGUCUGGGUUACAGGGCCAGGAGGAGUACGCAAACUUUGUUCCGACAAACUUGGACAGUCUAUUCGCCUACGGCAUGUUGGACUUUCCAGCGCAGAUCACUGAUGGACCCGGAGGGGACUUGUUCCCGUCUGAUGCUAUCAAUUCACUGGACUGGGUAUAAUUGAUGGACAAAAGGCUUCUACCUGCCCUACAUACCCGUUGCAGUUGGGCUGGGGAUGAGAAGACAAAAACAUUGAAAUUGCUCAGAUCGACGUAUUCUUCUACUGGCAAUUCAUCCAGAACGCGGGAUCCAAGGCUGGCCUCUGUAAGCCUGUUGUAGCGAGAUUGUCACACGAUCACUGUAGGCUGGCGUGGCUAAUCCGAAAUACCUGAUUGAAA
Dacryopinax primogenitus is the source of this 2327-nucleotide messenger RNA. RefSeq lists its product as uncharacterized. The transcript is spliced from 6 exons. The coding region runs from base 1 to 2109 and encodes 702 amino acids. Gene Ontology annotation, cellular component: nucleus. NCBI's taxonomy places the organism in Eukaryota, Fungi, Basidiomycota, Dacrymycetes, Dacrymycetales, Dacrymycetaceae. Gene Ontology annotation, biological process: DNA-templated transcription; positive regulation of transcription from RNA polymerase II promoter by galactose. The record is from RefSeq and is a predicted model, not a curated record. Gene Ontology annotation, molecular function: DNA-binding transcription factor activity, RNA polymerase II-specific; RNA polymerase II cis-regulatory region sequence-specific DNA binding; zinc ion binding.